CUGCGAAUGACGUCCGCCGUGUCCCCGCUCGCCUCCUCCUCGGGCGCAGCCUCGGCCAUUGCCAUUCCCAGCACGCGGUGUGCAAACACGCGCACACAACGCGACACGGACACGCGACUGCCAUUGUUCGACUCGUCCGAAUCUGCUCACCCUCCUCCACCUUGCUACGAGGCCUCCGGGUCACUCACGACGCCGCCAUGGGCGAAUACGACGACGAGGGUCUCAACUUCCUGCUCCCGCUUUGUCUCUUCUUUGCUGCGGGAAUAUGGCUUGUCAUUGACCGCUUCCAGAGUUUUCAUAACCGUGCCGUCCAAUUCAGGAUCGCAUCACCACCUCAAAUAGGCCCACGAUUUGAGGCGCACAAGAUCCCAAACCCUAACCUGGAAUCACAUAAUCUCUACCCGGAGCUCAGGCCUCCGAUGUUCAUUGAAGGCAGAAGAUAUAUCACCUGUUUCGACCCGGCUACUGGCUUCCAUCUUGACACAAUGGCGGCGGACACCGCAGGCGAGAUUACAAACAAGAUCGCGCGUGCGGCGGAUGCACAGAAGGAAUGGAAGGAGACUUCGUUCCGGGAUCGCAGGCGUGUAAUGCUCAGCCUGAAGAAAUGGCUAGUGGAUAACCAGGAGACGUGUGCGAGGGUUGCCUGUCGGGAUACGGGGAAGACCCUGCUCGAUGCUGCAUUGGGAGAAGUUCUAACAACAUGCUCGAAGUUGGACUGGCUCGUCAACCACGGAGAGCGGUCCCUUCGACCCGAAAGGAGACGCGGCAACCUCGUCAUGUUCUACAAGAAGUCUUGGGUUUGCUAUGAGCCUCUCGGCGUUGUAGCGGCCAUCGUGUCUUGGAACUAUCCCCUGCACAACGCCUGGUCUCCCAUUAUUGCUGCCCUUUUUGCCGGCAAUGCCAUCGUGCUCAAGUGUUCUGAAAACGUGGUGUGGUCAACUACAUGGUUCGUGAACGCAAUCAAGGAGUGUCUGCGCGCGUGCGGCCGCGAUCCUGAAUUGAUUCAGCUCGUGUGCUGCUAUCCGGAGGAUGCUGAAGCCGUCACCAAGUCUCCCAUUAUUCGUCACAUCACCUUCAUUGGUUCAGAGGACGUCGGGCGUAAAGUGGCAAUCGCAGCGACCGAUCACCUCACGCCAGUUACUCUGGAGCUCGGUGGUAAAGACCCAGCCAUCAUCCUGCAACACACGAACUUGCAGCAAUGGGCCAGUCUCUGGAUGCGCGGUAUAUUCCAGAACGCAGGGCAGAACUGCAUCGGCAUUGAGAGACUCAUCGUGCACAGCUCCCAGUACGAUGAGCUGCACGACAUCAUCCGGCGGCGCUCGGAGGAGCUGCGGCUGGGCUCGGCUCUCUCGAACCCGGGUGACGGAUUCGUGCCUACCGUGGACGUCGGUGCGAUGAUCAACGAAGACAGGGUGCGCUACACGGAAGAGCUCGUACAGCUUGCGUCGGAUGCCGGUAUCGACGUCCAAGGCGGGGAGCGGUACAAGCACCCCUACCUCGAGCACGGCGCAUACUUCACGCCGACGGUCAUCGGCAAUGGGAACCCCGAGUCCGAAUACGCGCAGCGCGAACUGUUCGCGCCCGUUGCGCUCAUCAUGAAGUAUGAUACCGUCCAGGAGGCCAUCGACAUCGCCAACGGUACACGCUACGGUCUCGGUGCGAGCGUAUUCGGCCCCGAUCAGGAGCAGUGCGUCAAGGUGGCGAGGCAGCUGGAGUGCGGCAUGGUCUCUAUCAACGACUUUGGCGUGUUCUAUUUGAACCAGGACCUUCCUUUCGGGGGCACGAAGGCCAGUGGCUAUGGCAGGUUUGGGGGCCCCGAGGGUCUGCGAGCGCUCACGACCACAAAAGCGAUCGUAGAGGACCGCUUCGGGUGGGCCAUCCAAACGACGAUUCCAAAGCAACUCGACUACCCCGUCGCCUCCAUCAAGGAGAGCUGGGAAUUCGUGAGCGGGCUGAUCGGCUUCGUCUAUGGCGAUGGCUGGCGGACGCGGAUAGAGUCGCUCACGCAACUUAUCCAGGCGGCACGCAGAUAGCUGGUCUAUUGCUGGCGUGCCGCGGAGCAGAACGACAUUAUGGAUGAUUUAUGAUAGUAUGACACAUUUUCUGCUUUCUAUCUAAGUAGCUGCUGUAUAUACCUCGCGGGGUGGCCGACUUCUGAGUGUUUCGAAUCAAACGCUGUAUCGCUGCAGACUGGCCUCGCGCCCGGCAGCGCACCGGCAUUGGGAACCCCAUG
Rhodofomes roseus is the source of this 2233-nucleotide messenger RNA. Its product is annotated as meiotic sister-chromatid recombination aldehyde dehydrogenase. The transcript is spliced from 11 exons. NCBI's taxonomy places the organism in Eukaryota, Fungi, Basidiomycota, Agaricomycetes, Polyporales, Fomitopsidaceae. Bases 198 to 2033 code for a protein of 611 amino acids. Gene Ontology annotation, molecular function: aldehyde dehydrogenase (NAD+) activity. The record is from RefSeq and is a predicted model, not a curated record.